AUGACCCGCAGAUGCCUGAAGUUUGUGACUCUCGUGGUGCUCCUAAAUGCAGAUUUUCUCUCCCUGGGAGCCAGAGUGCAGCUUCAAGACAAUGGAUAUGAAGGAUUACUCAUUGCUAUCAACAACCAGGUAUCAGAGGAUCAGAACCUUAUCCCAAACAUUAAGGAGAUGAUAACUGAAGCUUCUUUUUACCUCUUCAAUGCUACUAAGAGAAGAGUGUUUUUCAGAAAUAUAAAGAUUUUAAUCCCCAACACAUGGAAAGCUAAUAAUUACAGCAAGGUAAAACAAGAAUCAUAUGAUAAGGCAAAUGUCAUAGUGACUGACUGGAGUGGGGCUCAUGGAGACGAUCCAUACACCCUACAAUACCAAGGAUGUGGAAAAGAGGGAAAGUACAUUCAUUUCACCUCAAACUUUCUACUAGAUGAUGACUUAAUAGCUGGUUAUGGAUCACGAGGCAGAGUGUUUGCCCAUGAAUGGGCCCAUCUCCGAUGGGGUGUGUUUGAUGAAUAUAACAAUGAGAAACCUUUCUAUAUAAAUGGGAAAAAUCAAAUUAAACCGACAAGGUGUUCAUCUGAUGUUACAGGUGUUUUUGUGUGUGAAGAAGGUCCUUGUCCCCAAGAAAACUGCAUUAUUAGUAAGCUUUUCAAAGAAGGGUGCAUGUUUAUAUAUAAUAGCACCCAAAAUGCAACAGCAUCAAUAAUGUUCAUGCAAAGUUUAUCUUCUGUGGUUGAAUUCUGUAAUGCAAGUACCCACAACCAAGAAGCUCCAAACCUACAGAACCAAAUGUGCAGCCUUAGAAGUACAUGGGAUGUCAUUAUAGAUUCCUCUGACUUCAGUCAGAGCUUUCCUCUGAACGGGACAGAACUUCCACCUCCUCCCACGUUCUCACUGAUGCAGGCUGGUGACAAAGUGGUCUGUUUAGUGUUGGAUGUGUCCAGCAAGAUGGCAGAGGCCGACAGAUUCCUUCACAUGCAACAAGCAGCAGAAUUUUACUUGAUGCAGAUUGUUGAAAAUCAUACUUCUGUGGGCAUUGUAACUUUCAACAGCAGAGGAGAGAUCAGAGCCCCACUACACCAAAUCAACAGCGAUGAUGACAGAAAGCAACUGGUUUCAUAUCUACCUACCAUUGUAUCAACCGAAGCAGGAACCAGUAUCUGCUCAGGACUUAAGAAGGGAUUUGAGGUGGUUGAAAAACUGAAUGGAAACACUUAUGGCUCUGUGAUGAUAUUAAUGACCAGUGGAGAUGACGAGCAUAUUGGUAACUGUCUACACAACGUGCUCAGUAGUGGGUCAACCAUUCAUUCCGUCGCACUGGGUUCGUCUGUAAGAGAAAAUCUGGAAGAAUUAGCACAGCUAACAGGAGGCUUAAAGUUCUUUGUUCCAGAUAAAUCUAACUCCAAUAGCAUGAUUGAUGUUUUUAGUAGAAUUUCUUCUGCAACUGGAGACAUUUUUCAACAACGUAUUCAGCUUGAAAGUACAGGUGAAAACAUCAAACCUCACCAUCGACUGAAGAACACUGUGAGCGUGGACAGUGGUGUGGGCAAUGAUACAACCUUCCUAGUCACAUGGCAAAUGGGUGAUCCCCCUGAGGUUGUACUUUCAGACCCCAAUGGAAGAAAAUACAACAUGAGUGAUUUUGUCACCAAUCUACCUUUGCGUACUGCUUGCCUCUGGCUUCCGGGAACUGCUAAGCCAGGGCUCUGGACUUACACACUGAACAAUACCCACCUUACUAGCCAAGCCCUGACCGUGACUGUGUCCUCUCGUGCUUCCAACUUGGCCACCCCUCCUGUCACUGUGGAAGCCUUUGUGGAGAGAGACAGCACCCAUUUCCCCCAUCCUGUGAAGAUCUACGCAGCUGUGAGGAGGGGCUUUCAUCCCCUUCUCCAUGCCACUGUGACUGCUACAAUUCAGCCGGAAACUGCAGAUCCGGUUAUGCUGAGACUUAUUGAUAAUGGAGCAGGUGCUGAUGUCAUAAAAAAUGAUGGGAUUUAUUCGAGGUAUUUUUUCUCCUUCACCGAGAAUGGUAGAUAUAGCUUGAAAGUGCAUGUCAAUCACUCAUCUGGCAUAAACAUUCUAGCCAACUAUGUUCCAGGGAGUCAUGCCAUGUACAUACCAGGUUACAUAGAAAAUGGUAAUAUUCAGAUGAAUGCACCACAAAAAUCAGUGGGCCUGAAUGAAGAGGAACAAAAGUGGGAAAUUGGCCGAGUCAGCUCUGGGGGCUCUUUUUCUGUGAAGGGAGUCCCAGAUGACCCCUACCCUGAUGUGUUUCCUCCAUGCAAAAUUAUUGACUUGGAAGCUAUAAGAGUGGAAGAUGAUGUGACUUUGUCUUGGACAGCCCCCGGAGAAGACUUUGACCAGGGGAAGGCUAAUAGCUAUGAAGUAAGAAUGAGCAAAAAUCUACAAAAUAUUCGUGACAACUUUAACAGUGGUAUUUUAGUGAAUACAUCAAAACUUAAUCCUCAGCAAGCUGGUACCAAGGAGAUAUUUACAUUUUCACCAGAUGUUUUCACAAAUGAACCUGAGCAUCAUCCCGAUGGAGGGAUACAAGAUCACAGAAUUUAUGUGGCCAUACGAGCAAUUGAUAAGAACUCCUUAAAGUCUGCUGUAUCCAAUAUCGCCCAGUUAUCUCUGUUUAUUCCCCUAAAACCUGCUCCUGUGUUUGCCAAAGAUCAUCUUAUAUUGGAAGGAAUUUUGAUAGCAAUGGGUUUGAUAGGAAUAAUCUGUGUGAGUAUAGUUGCAAUACACUGUAUUUUAAAUAGGAAGAAAAGAGCAGGCAAGAGUGAAAAUGGAACAAAAUUACUAUGA
Messenger RNA from Sorex araneus (European shrew), 2808 nucleotides. RefSeq names its product chloride channel accessory 2 (gene CLCA2). The record is from RefSeq and is a predicted model, not a curated record. Gene Ontology annotation, molecular function: intracellularly calcium-gated chloride channel activity. Lineage: Eukaryota; Metazoa; Chordata; Mammalia; Eulipotyphla; Soricidae. Gene Ontology annotation, biological process: chloride transport. The coding region runs from base 1 to 2808 and encodes 935 amino acids. The transcript is spliced from 14 exons.